This is a messenger RNA of Clarias gariepinus (North African catfish), 5086 nucleotides long. It is a transcript of the gene ppt2b, whose product is annotated as palmitoyl-protein thioesterase 2b. Gene Ontology annotation, cellular component: lysosome. Gene Ontology annotation, molecular function: thiolester hydrolase activity. Lineage: Eukaryota; Metazoa; Chordata; Actinopteri; Siluriformes; Clariidae. Bases 256 to 1152 code for a protein of 298 amino acids. The transcript has 8 exons. The record is from RefSeq and is a predicted model, not a curated record.
UAGAAAGCGGAGCGGUGUGUGUGAGAGAGCGCGCGCUCGUGUGUGUGUGUGUGUGGAGUUUAGUUGUGUUUUGUCUCUCAGAGAUAUUUCGAGGAUCUGGGACACAGUGGGAAUGUUAGAGAGAGGAGCAGUGUGUGUUACUGAUGUGUGAGACAUCAGUGUGUGUGUGUGUGUGUUUACAUUUACAGAGAGGGUAAUUAAUUCAUUGGUAAUUAAUUAAUUAAUUAAUUCCAGGAGUGAGGUGUUUGUGAGAGCAUGAGGAGUGUGUGUGUGAGAGGGCAGGGUGCUCAGGGCUCCUUGGUGUGUGUGUGCUGGGUGUUGAUGCUGUGCAGUGUGUGUGUGCUGGGGUAUAAACCUGUCAUCAUCAUCCAUGGACUCUUCGACACCUCGGCUGAUUUCGUCAACCUGCAGAGAUACAUCAACCAGUCUCACCCCGGGACGAACGUGACCGUGAUAGACCUGUUUGACCGCACAGCCAGUCUGGAGCCGCUGUGGAAGCAGGUGGAGGGCUUUAAAAAGGCCAUUUACCCCAUCAUGCAGAACGCCGCGAAUGGAGUGCACCUCCUCUGUUACUCACAGGGAGGGUUGAUAUGUCGUGGAAUUCUGUCUACACUAACUGACCACAACGUUCACUCCUUCAUCUCCCUCUCCUCCCCUCAGUCUGGACAGUACGGAGACACAGACUAUCUGAAGUUCUUCUUCCCUGAGUUUGUGAAGUCCAACCUGUAUAUCCUGUGUUACACGGCUGUGGGCCAGAAGAUCUCCAUCUGUAACUACUGGAACGACCCUCAUCACAGAGACAUGUACCUGAACACCAGUGAUUACCUCGCACUGCUGAACAACGAGCGGCCGCACCCCGAUUCCUUGGUGUGGAAGCAGAACUUCCUGCGCAUUAAGAAGCUGGUGCUGAUCGGCGGACCGGACGACGGCGUCAUCACUCCGUGGCAAUCCAGCCAGUUUGGUUUCUAUGACGACAACGAGACGGUGGUGGAGAUGAAAUAUCAGGAGGUGUUUCUGAGGGACGCGUUCGGCCUGAAGUCUCUGUACGCCAGAGGAGACCUGGAGCUGUGUUCAGUGGCGGGAGUCGAGCACACCUACUGGCACUCCAACGAGACCGUGUACAAGCGCUGCAUCGACCAGUGGCUAACAUAAACACACACACACACACACACACACACAAACACACCCUCAAAUAGGGACUGUUUUUACACACACUCUUUUUAUUAGCUCCUUUGCUACAAACAAAUGAUCAUCAGCUGCGUUUGUUUCAGUUCAGUGUUGCUCCAAGUCACUGCAGCACUUUCUCUCUUGUGGGUGUGUGUGGGUGUGUGUGUGUGUGUCUGCUUUUCAUGACGCACACGGUUCAUCGCUCAGGCCCUCUCAGCUUUUUACAGAAGCUUAUACAAAUACACACACACACACACACGUAGCGUGUAAAUUUGUUUUAUUCGUCAUUUGUAUACUCGCAAAAAGCACAACACAAUGCAAAUCAGUGCCUCAAAGACAUUUCUGAUCCUUUACAAAAGAAAAAAAAGUGGGCGGGGUUUUAUCUUGACAUCCUGCUUUCGGAUUAACAGGGGCGGGGCUUAAGAUCAUUUUAAUCAUGCGCUUGAUUGAUGAUGAUAAUGACUUUAUUGCUCAUUAUACAGCUUAGCCUAAAACCACCGCAACAUCAGCUAAGCUAUUCGAAUGCGAUCGAGUUAAGCAUGAGCCCCGCCCCCAGUUUGACCUUCCUGUCCGUCACGUGAGUUAAAUUUUAUUUAUUUAUUUUUUUAAGCCUUGAUUUUAAACCCUAUACACGUCCUUUUUUCGUUUUAUUUAUCGUUAAAGAAGCAAAAUGUAAAUGUCAAAUGUUACAUAUUGCUUCUUUAAUCUCCUGCACCAUAAUGGAAUUAGGCGUAUCGUAAUCCCGUCUCGUAUUUGUGUACUAUGUAGCAGGUUUAUCCUUUAACUGUGGGUAUUGGAUUGACAUUGUGUAAAACCCAGUGUGUUUAAAUCUAUCACUGUCCGUUUUUAAAGCAGCAAUAAGUAAAAUUGUGCCACGAUGAGAGAAACAUUUGGAUCCAGAAAAUCUUGCAUAGAAUUGGUGCAGGUCUGUAUAAAUCCUAAUGUUUAAAAAAAAUCUUAUUUUUUCCUUUCAAUGCAUCAACAUGCAUAUUUCUUCCUUUACUCCACAAAAACAAAGAGGAAUUAUACAGUUGGAAAUGUAUUCCGAUUGCAGUAUGAAAGAUUGCCUUACAUUUGUACAUGCUUUGUCCUUUAACUGUGUUUUAUUAGACUUCCUGUAGCUUUAUGAUAAAGACUAAGUAAAAAAAAAUAUGACUGAAUAUACACAUAGAUUCUCAGGUUUGCCUACCAGUUUUAAAUCUUUGUCUAUUUGUUUUAGAAUUAAAGCGGCGAUUAGUAAAAUCGACAACUAUUUAUAGAACCUGGCAGUUGUAAGUGUAGUUUGUUAGAUGAUAAUGGGGCCUUUGAGAGUUGAUUCCUUCAUUAUUACAGUGCUAAAAAGCCAUGUAGCGCUACGAAAUGUCGCUUAUUGCCCCUUUAACAGCACGCAAAAGGGAAUGCGUCUGUAAUAUUUUCAUGUUUCAUGUCGUGGAUCGAUGUGUGAUUAUAAUAUAGCAGACAGUGAUUUUAUCUUUCCUAACCAAAAAGAAAUUUAAAUCAUGGGAUUGUUUUCUUUAAGAAAGACCCAUUCUUUAAUUUCGUUCAAAAUAUAAGCAGCCAGUGUUUACACCCACAGUGAAGCAUCACCGAUAUGAAAUGAGGCAGAGCAUUAUUUGGUGAUGCAAAGUGGGUGGGGCCACUGAGGCAAAAAAAUACAUAAAUAAAGUCGAAUUAAGUGUUGUUGUUUUUUUCAUGAAAAGGCAUUUGAGGUUUUUUGCUUUUACUCCUCUCAAAUGUACAGCACAUUUGCCUCUUUCUAAAUUAAACAAUUUUGUAAAAUCGUAAAAAAAAAAAAAGGUAACAAUAUUGUUUGUAGCAUCACAGUAUAUCGUACAUCAGGAUUAUCAGCACGUUAGUCAGUAUUCUGUACGUUUACUCUUUAGACUGCAUGACGGAAAUAAAGGGAAGGUAUGAUUGAUAGAUAGAUAGAUAGAUAGAUAGAUAGAUAGAUAGAUAGAUAGAUACUCUAUUGCAGACAGCAUGAGGGACAAAGGGUUAUAUUUCAUGUAUGUCGAACAUUUCAGAUCAUAAUAUCAUGACAACUGAUUCAUAUUUUAUCAUGGUUUACAGUACUACCAUGGUUAUUUUAGGAUGUAGUACAAAACAACAAGGUGCUAAGUAAGAACCUAGGACAGCCCUUCCCAAACUCAUCAAGGCUGUGGCCCAAGUUUAAAUGGGAAAAUCUUCACCCAUCUAAACUUUUAAUCACAAGACUAAAAUAUGUGGAGAGUAUUAUUUAAAAUCCCAUGUCUUUGUUUUAUUAGUUCUCAUUAAAUGAUGUGGCUUGGCCCACCUGCAGUAUCCUUAAGGCCCAAUAGAGGGCCCACACUUUGGGAAACACUGUCCUAGGAAGACUGCUGGCCUCUGACUGGAUUUAAUUAGUGCCUCAAAUUUGACCUAUGGUACCUUGCAUAUGUAUUUGCCCUUGAUCUUUUUCAAUUUUUUUUUUGUGUCAAAAGCUGGAACCUAAAUAGACAUAAUUGGGGAUUUAAUGUCAUGAAGCUGCAUGCAAUAGCCCUCUCUAAGGCCCCUUUUUCAAGAUAUAAACUGUCAGUUGGUCUUCAUAAUCCCACCCGAUGCCCAUAAAAUAAGCGGUUCUUUGUUCUGCCCAGCAAAGUAUUGGUGCUGCCAUGAAACUGGUUUUCCUGUCUGAGUGCUGGUGCUUUGGCUGUCUGAAAACAAAGAGCUGGGUUAAAAUUGGGCACCGUGUCCAGAAUAGCUUCGGAACCGUCUUGGUGGAAAAGGAGUAUAAGAUGGGACUGCCAGAGCCUGGACACUUCCAGGGAGCCAUCGGCAAAGUAAUUAUGGAAGAGGAAAAAGAAGAAAUAUGUUAAUUUAAAUAUAAAAACAUCUAAAAUUUCAUUUAGUGACUCAGCAUACACAGGAAACAUGAUCUUAUAUUUUUUGAGACCAAACUCAAAGAUUUGUCAUAAAGGGGUGCGUAUAAUAGAAACCCAACAGUGCUCAUUACCCCGAGAGCAUUAUCAACUCCUGGUGUAAGCAUUAUGUUUCUUCAAUGCUGUUCAUCAGCAGGGACUGAGGAAGUGUUCAAAGACAGUUAAUGACAACCCCAGAAUCUUCCUUUAGGACAAAGACCUUGGUCUGGUUCAGAAUCUGUUCUAAAAGUUAGAAAAUUAGCUAAGAAUGUGCAAAAACAUCAGGAUCCAGAUGUUCAAUGCUGAUGGAGACAUAGACCCAGGUGUAAUUGCAGUAAAAGGGCAUAAUUUGAUGACCCAAAGGGGGGUGAAUACUUAUGCAAGGCACUGUAUUAAGAAUAAGGGGUGAUGAUAUUCUGACAUUUUCUCACGAUGUAUCUUAUAACCAUUAGUUGACACAUACCUCACUCAUCACAACGUGUCAAAGCCUCGAGAGGAGCCAAAACUUCAGCCAAACUUGACUUGGGUUAGCUCACCUGAUGCUUUUCUUAACAUGUUAGCUACUACAUUAGCCUCGAACCAUCUUCACACAUCAAGAUUUCCCAGUUCUAGUAAUGUUUAAUCAGUGUCUGGGAUGCGUCAGGUUUUUAACAGCACAGUCACGUUAGGGAGUUUUAGAUUGUUUAGUGAAUGAGUGCCAACAUGGCAGUAUUGGAUGUCUGGUUUGUUGCUUUGUCCUGUUUGUCUCUAAUGAACUCAUGUAUUUAGAUUUUAUUAAGGACUAAGUUAAAAGAGGGGAAAAGGGAUUUAUUUAUUUUUUUCUGCCUGAUCUUAUUGCUAAAUGCACUAAACUGUAAUCUUCCAUUCUUAAAUCCUUAAAGAUUUUUUUCAUUUAACAGUUGUCGGAAGAUAAUUAACCUGUCAAUAACAGUUUUUAUAAAAAGUGUGGAGUUUUUGGGUAUGCAGACAUUUUAAUGUAGCAAAUUUAACAUGUGCCCUGAAUAUUGUUAUUGCAAAUUUAUUCUAAUAAAGUUUCAGAUUAA